This is a messenger RNA of Myotis davidii, 2308 nucleotides long. RefSeq names its product family with sequence similarity 111 member A (gene FAM111A). NCBI's taxonomy places the organism in Eukaryota, Metazoa, Chordata, Mammalia, Chiroptera, Vespertilionidae. The transcript has 3 exons. The coding region runs from base 249 to 1709 and encodes 486 amino acids. The record is from RefSeq and is a predicted model, not a curated record.
AAACUCCCCAGUCCACCCGCCCUUUCUGGCAUGCCUUUUGGCGGCAGCAACCUGGCCUUCUAUUGGCCACAAGCUGUGUCCGGUGAGAAGCGCGGGCUUUCUGACUUCCUGGGGAGUGGCAGUUCACGGGAGAGCCAGAUGAGCGCCAUUUGCAAAGCUCCUCUCCCACUGCAGCAGUCACUGGCUCUGUUGGGGCAGAUCCUCUGCUUCUUGUUCCAGCUGAACUGCCUAUUCGUCUUCAAGCCAUCAUGAGCUCUAAGAAACGCAGGUCACAGAAAGUCUCAUUCGAUGCAAGGAAUAAUAUGAAAAUUGAGGACUAUUUUCCUCAGGUUGACUGUGUCAAAUGUUUUAUCCAUGCAAUUGAGAAGACGGGAAGAAAAAGGAUUGUCAAAUGCGGGGAACUUCGCAAAUCUGGGUGCAAACUCUGCGUCUAUGCUUUCAAAGGAGAAACCGUCAAGGAUGCUGUGUGCAAGGACAGCAGAUUUCUCCCCUUUCUGGAGACUGCUGACUGGAGACUCAUUGAAAACCUGGACUCCAUUGUAGAAAGCACACAGCGAGUUGAUGACUUAGAGGGCAAGCUCUUUCAGGUUGAGGUUGAGAAAAAGGGGGGCUCUAAGGUGGCAGCCACUCAGAAUUGUGAUUCGGCAGCCACUCAGAAUUGUGAUUCGGCAGCCAUUCAGAAUUUUGAUUUGGCAGACUCUCAGAAUUCGGAGUUGGAGGAAAGAAACACCUGUUUGUUAAAAGAAGAAAUUGUGGCCCAGUGCCCUAGUUUGAAAAGAGAAACUGAAAAAAUUAGAGAAAGCUUCAAAAGGGAAUUGAAAACAAGAACGGGGAAAGAAAUAUUUGAGGCUCAUAAAACGAACUUUGGGAAACAGGCAAAAAACUCUAUCCCGGUUAAAACACUCAAAGUUCUUUCUCGUCUUAGUGCUUCAGUUGGGCACAUAGAAUGGGACAACAAUGGGAACAAGGGUUGUGCCACCUGCUUUGUUUUUACAGGGUUGUACAUUUUUACUUGUCGGCAUGUAAUAAGCUACAUUGUGGGAAAUGGAAUAGAGCCAAGUAAGUGGGCAGACAUAAUUGGUCAAUGUGUAAGGGUGACAUUUGGUUACGAAGAUAGACAAGAAAAAAAUGAGUAUUUUUCCGUUGAAACUUGGUUUGAGAUAUCUGAUGUACCUCUUGAUUAUGCUGUUCUGAAACUGAAGGAUGAUGGACAACAAGUACCUGUUGGACUAUAUAACGGAAUUGGUCCUGCUCCACUUAGUGGGUUGAUAUAUAUUAUUGGCUAUCCAGGAAAUGAGGUAAAGUCUACUGAUGGUUGUGUUGUAAUCCCUCAGGGUCAGCGAGUACAGAAAUUUUGGGAACAUCUUCAGGCUGCGGGUAAUGAUGACAACAUAGAGUAUAUCCAUAUGUACACUCAAAGAAGUUUCCAGGAAAUUGAUCCCAGACCUGAUGUGGUUACCUAUGACACCAGUUUUUACUUUGGGUCUUCUGGCUCACCAGUGUUUGAUUCAAAUGGUUCAUUGGUGGCCAUGCAUACUGCUGGUUUUCGUAAUCUCUUCACGAGUGAAUAUUCCAGUAUCAUUGAGUUUGGCUCCAUUAUGAAAUCCAUCCUCCAUAAUAUUAAACAAAAUUAUGGAACAUGGUAUAAAGAAUUAUGCAUAACUCAGGAGGAUGUAGAAAUGGAGUGUGUUGAGGAGGGAGAACAGUGAGAAUUCAGUCUGUUUCUGAGCUUUAAGAGAAUUACCUAUGGAAUGUAAUUCCACAGGUGAUGGUAGUUUUCUAAACUCCAAAAUGGUUAAUUUCAUCAAUAAUAAUAAUAAAAUUCAUAUAAUUGACCACUUUCUAUGCACCAAGCAUUUUUCUAAGCAUAUGAAGAAGCAAGUUGUAACAAUUCUAUGAGUUUGGCUAUUAUAUCCGUAUUUUAAAGUAAAGCAAUGUGAAGAAUGAUAAGAUUAAGUGGUAAUUAUGUUUAGGGCACUAGAACUAGUAUAAUCAUUGUGGUUUUUUCCACCUCCCAUAUCUUUUCCCUAAGUUCAGUUGCUUGAAGGCAGGAUCUAAGACCUGUUCAUCUCAUUAUCCCCAAAGUCUGGCACAUAGAAAGUAAGUGAUUAGAAAAUGUGUGAGUCAAUCAGUAGCAAAACUUAGGGCUCCAGUUAAUCUUUUUAUUUUCCUAAUUGAUUUUUAUUGUUGAGAGUUGCCAGGGUGUUUCUCCCUGCAUCUAAAAGAGUUCAGAAGCCAUGGCCUGCUUGGCUCAGUGGAUAGAGUGUUGGCCUGUGGACUGAAGGAUCCCAGGUUCAAUUCUGGUCAA